Molecule: messenger RNA, 2959 nt
Organism: Hyla sarda
Lineage: Eukaryota; Metazoa; Chordata; Amphibia; Anura; Hylidae
Product: carcinoembryonic antigen-related cell adhesion molecule 1-like
Exons: 13
Coding region: 419-2563 (714 amino acids)
Source: RefSeq, a predicted model, not a curated record
UUCCAGGUGCAAGGGACAGUAAUAUACCGGUGUAUCACUAGAUGGAGCCCCAGUAUAAGUACCGGCUACUCCCAUAAUACAAUGUGUUGACUAAAGAAAAAGUAUUUUUGUAUAUAUAAACUUUAUCUACUUUAUCUCCAGGCAACUAUUACAGCUUUUUUUUUUUUUUUCUAUGCUUGUCGUAGACAGACCACACCAGUAAGGUGUGCAUACAAAUACUCUGCUGUCUUCCGGGUUGUGGUUAAUAUUUUACACACUUCCCUCUUCCCUGAACAGUGACAGUCAGAUGUCACAACCAUCCACAAGUAGCAGACCUGAGGGACAAAGGACAAGGGUUUAAACUAGAAGAAUAAGUUACAGCAAGAAUAAGAAACCAGAAACCAACCUGGACGCAUUUGACUGACUGGAUUUUGCUGAAAUGGAAUAUUACAAGCUUUUUCUACCCUUAAUUCUGCUGCUGGGACUUUCAGGUGGUGAAGCUGCUGCUAUCAAUGUGAAUGGAACUCUUGGGAAAUCUGUUUUAUUCUAUGUGAAUUAUGGGGUCCCUGCAAACUCUUUAAUACAAUGGAAUUUUGUCCCGCCUGGUGGAGCAGCACAAUUAGUGGCACAAUACUUUUCUACAUAUUCUUGUGAGGAAACACUCAAAGGAAGAUGUGAGGUAUUUCCAAAUGGAUCCUUGAGAAUCGACAACGUCUCCUAUGAUGAUCAAGGGGCUUAUACUCUGAGUACACAAAUUAUAGGUUCUGCCAUCAAUAAUACUCGCUACCAGCUCAGAGUAUAUGCUUCUCUCACGGCCCCUGUUCUCCGCACCAUUGUUUCCAAAAGUCCUCUUACUAGUGGCACCAAUGUGACCCUCCAAUGUGAUGCCACCGGGAAUCAGAAUGUGACUUCUUACAGUUUCUACCGUGAUCAGAAGGCGAUCUGCUCUCAGCCCAAUGUGAUCUGCAGUGAAUCAGUACUAAACUUCACACCAAUAUAUGUAAAUGACAGUGGAUCCUACACCUGCACCAUCGAGAACCCUGUCAGCUCCAACACCAGCAACUCCCUGACUCUGAUUGUAAUCGUUCCGGUUUCUAAUAUCACUGUGACCAGUAAUCUAUCAGGACUGGUGUGGCCUGGAAUAGAUUCCAUCUCUCUCCGAUGUUCGGCUCUUGGUACCAAUGUCAGCUACUCAUGGAGUCUACAAGGGACAACAAUAUCUACAGGAACCCGAUUCCAGCUCAGUGCCGAUAACUCCACGCUCUCUAUCAGCCCGGUCACCACCAGUGACAAUGGGACAUUCGUAUGUACAGCUAGGAACAUAUUAAGCAACCAGAGCAGUGACGUGAAGCUCAACCUGGCCUCUCCAGUAUCGGCAGUGACACUGACCAGUAAUACAUCAGAAGUGCUCUGGGCAGGACAGGACUCGGCGUCUCUCUAUUGCUCAGCUCAGGGUUCAGCCAUCUCGUUUAACUGGAGCAUGAAUGGGAAUCCAGUGCCCGCGAGUCCUCCAUAUUACAUUACUGAUUCCACUCAAAAUUCCACUCUCACCAUCAACCCCGUCUCCAAGAAUGACAGUGGACCCUUCACCUGUACAGCAUCCAACCGGGCAAACAAUAUAACCAGCAAAGGAAUCAACCUCAAUAUCAACUGGUUUCCGGAUGGAGAUAUUCAAUGUAAAGUACUAGAUAUUAACCAGACAAUACAGCUCGGCUGCUCCUGGCCGGGAGGAAAACCUGCAGCUAAUGUGACCCUGAGAUUUAAUGGUACAGAAAAUACAGGCACCGAUGAAGUGAUCAGUAGUGUGACCUCUUCUGGUAAUAUCCAUGGGAGUAAUCUCACCUGUAAUGGAGAUCAGCUGGGAAGGACCUCGAGCUGUACGGUAGCAUUUGUGCCUCCUCUCAGCUUCCCAAAUACUACAAUCCCUCCAGUUACAGAAGGUGCCGCAGCCAUCAUGAGAGUGAAUCUCACAUCUGGAGCCCAGACACGGGCCGGCUCCUCCUCAUCUCAGGUCCUUCCUGCUCAGUUCUCCUGGUUCAAUGGGACAGACAAUAGUCCUAUUCGGACUGGUGGUAAAUUCAAUGUGACUUCCACCUCCUAUGUAUCAACUCUCAAGAUCGAUCCGGUGUCUGCAUCUGAUUCUGGAACGUAUUAUUGUAAAGCCACGAAUAUUAUUGGAAGCACAACCUACUACUUCAAGGUUGAAGUGACAAAAAAAGCUGGAGGUUCGAGUAAUGGUGGACUGGAUGGUGGACAGAUAGCUGGCAUUGUUAUAGGAGUACUCGCUGGUGUCGCCAUCAUUGGAAUCAUUAUAUUCUUCGUGUUGAAGAAAAAAAAGCGGAGCAGUGAUAACGGAAGACUAAAUGGCCCCGAGAAUCAAUUAGAGACUGUACAAUAUGCAGAUGUCAAAAAGGGCAAAAUCAAUGGAGGUAUGGCUGAAACUACAAUCUUAGAAGACAAGGAUGACGUCAAAUAUGCUGAAAUUAAAUUCCCCAACAGUUCAACUCUCUCUACCAAGUCCACAACACCAGCAAAAUCUGAAGAAACCUUAUACAGCGAUGUGAAGAAUGCAUCCUUAAGAUAAUAAUAAUAAAAAAAAUUGAGAUCUAAAAAAUUUACAAGGACAUAAUCACUGUAUGGCAACGACUCAAUGCAGGUUUCCGAGUGGACCUAAAGUACGUGCACACAGGAAGCAAACUGCAGAAUCUAACAGGGUUCAAUCCAGUAUGUAUUUUACUAUUUAAUAAUGUCAAUGUCUAGAUACGUGUAUGCCUUUUGUUCAGGAUCUCGUCACUUUGUUUGCAAAUAUGUUUAUACUAUCGCAUUGGUAUUGGAUUAUUGGUCUGUUUGGAAACUACUCCCUUUACCAUACUGGGAGUCAUAAUGGCACAACAGCUAGAUAACCCAAGGUUACAGACCAUUACUACAUCACUAAAGUCAUGUUUGUUUCCUGGAACAAUUGGCUUACCAAUGGUCAUGU